AUGCCUGAAAACAUGCAAGACUGGUUAAACAUGGACACGGACAUCCCGGAUGCGCUCUCGAUGGCGCUGCUGGAACCAUCAGGACUGGAAGUCGGCAUGGAUGACGCAACAUGGGACUCGCUCACGCGAGAAGCCAGCCGCCUCAUCGAAUCCAGCGCCGACACCAGCCCCGACGAUGCACUCUCCACCAACCCGGCGAUCUCCCCGCUGCUCCAACAACAGUCCCUGGGCGACCCAGAGCGUUGGCACAGCGCUCCCGACCUCAAUCGCUGGUUCGUCGACCAGCACCAGCAACCUCUCCCGACCCCCAUGCCCUCGACAACGUCAUCCCAUCACAAUCAACCCCCACCACCACCACAACAACGCCGCCAAUCCUACGCCUCGGCGCCGCCGCCCCCCAAACCCAGCUGCCACUGCCUCCAACUCGCCGCCAGCCUGCUCGAAGACCUGUCGGACAAACGCGCAUGCUCUUUCGACGGCCUCUCCCCCCCGCUCGACGUCCUCCUGCACUUCUCGCGGCGGGCGCUCAACCGCGCGGCGGCCAUCGUGGCGUGCGAGCGUUGCGCGUCGCUCAGCGAGGCCAACAUGCUGCUCGCCAUGGCGACGCAGUACAUGAGCACCAUCUUCGAGCGCGUGGUCAAGGGCUGCAUCGAUAUGCAGCGGGCGAGCAGCAAGAGCGGCGGCGGCGGCAGGCGGGGGCGGGCGUCGCGGAGCGCGUCGCCGCUAGGGGAAGAUGGGGGGUGGGGCAGCGAGAGCGGUAGCAGUGGUGGUGGGGCGGCAGCGGCGGACCACCACAUGUGGUUCUCGAGCUACUGCAUUGAGAAUGUGGGUGAGAGGGCGGCUGCCGUGCAGGGGUUGGCGUCGGUGCAGCUGGAUCAAAAGAUUAAGGCUGUGAGGGCCAUGAUGAUGCUGCCGUCGUCGGAUAGGCCCGGUUCGAAGGGGGGCCAGGAGCGGGGAAGUCUUCUAGAUCUGUAG
Molecule: messenger RNA, 975 nt
Organism: Lasiodiplodia theobromae
Lineage: Eukaryota; Fungi; Ascomycota; Dothideomycetes; Botryosphaeriales; Botryosphaeriaceae
Product: C6 zinc finger domain containing protein
Exons: 3
Coding region: 1-975 (324 amino acids)
Source: RefSeq, a predicted model, not a curated record